Anguilla anguilla (European eel) is the source of this 1006-nucleotide messenger RNA. RefSeq names its product v-maf avian musculoaponeurotic fibrosarcoma oncogene homolog Gb (gene mafgb). NCBI's taxonomy places the organism in Eukaryota, Metazoa, Chordata, Actinopteri, Anguilliformes, Anguillidae. The record is from RefSeq and is a predicted model, not a curated record. Gene Ontology annotation, cellular component: nucleus. Gene Ontology annotation, molecular function: DNA-binding transcription factor activity, RNA polymerase II-specific; RNA polymerase II cis-regulatory region sequence-specific DNA binding. Gene Ontology annotation, biological process: regulation of epidermal cell differentiation; regulation of transcription by RNA polymerase II. The coding region runs from base 492 to 983 and encodes 163 amino acids. The transcript is spliced from 3 exons.
GUGUGUGUGUGUGUGUGAUCGAGAGAGAGAGAGAGAGAAGUAACUGGGCAUGCUGAUUCAUCGGGUCAUUAGCCAUGCAAAGCGAAGGGCACUCCAAGAUAUAGAGACCGGGCGCGUUUAACAAAGACUGAGCUUACGAUCUUGGGUAGCCGGGCGCUCGAAAAAUCAGUCCGCGGGGGAAUCCCUGCCCUGCUUCAGUUGCAGCGCAGGUGCCGCUGCUGGCGCGACUGGCGGACAGAGAAGACCACGGCACCGGCGCAGAUACGGCGUAGGAGAUGGCGAGAAAUGUGCAAGCUAGUUAGUGAUCUGGCGCGAGAUACCUAGCCAGCAGGAGUUGGAGGGGAAAAAAACCUGCUGUUUCAUCAGAACGGCGCGCGCUGAACAGCGUGCGUAUACCCACCCUGCACGGCUGCGGUCAGGCGCUCUACCAGGACAGGUUGGCUGCCUUGUUUUCUGAAGAGGCCUGCUGGUUGACGGGGGGUUAGGGUGGUAUGACGACCACAAACAAGGGAAGUAAAGCCUUGAAGGUGAAGCGGGAGCCGGGGGAGAAUGGGACGAGCCUGACGGACGACGAGCUGGUGACCAUGUCGGUGCGGGAGCUGAACCAGCACCUGCGCGGGCUGUCCAAGGAGGAGAUCCUGCAGCUGAAGCAGCGGCGGCGCACGCUGAAGAACCGCGGCUACGCCGCCAGCUGCCGCGUCAAGCGCGUGACGCAGAAGGAGGAGCUGGAGAAGCAGAAGGCCGAGCUGCAGCAGGAGGUGGAGAAGCUGGCCACGGAGAACGCCAGCAUGAAGGUGGAGCUGGACGCGCUGCGCUCCAAGUACGAGGCGCUGCAGAGCUUCGCCCGGACUGUGGCCCGCAGCCCCGCCGUGGCCCCCGCCCGCGGCCCCAUCGCCUCCGUCAUCGGGCCCCUCAUCCCCGGCAAGGUGGCCGCCACCAGCGUCAUCACCAUCGUCAAGUCCAAAACCGACGCCAGGUCUUAGUAUCGGGAGGGAAGGAGGGAGAA